Hippocampus zosterae (dwarf seahorse) is the source of this 3131-nucleotide messenger RNA. It is a transcript of the gene gpr12, whose product is annotated as G protein-coupled receptor 12. Lineage: Eukaryota; Metazoa; Chordata; Actinopteri; Syngnathiformes; Syngnathidae. Gene Ontology annotation, cellular component: membrane. Gene Ontology annotation, biological process: G protein-coupled receptor signaling pathway. Bases 199 to 1227 code for a protein of 342 amino acids. The transcript is spliced from 2 exons. Gene Ontology annotation, molecular function: G protein-coupled receptor activity. The record is from RefSeq and is a predicted model, not a curated record.
AGCCGCAGUCUCCUCCCUCCCUCUCUCUCUCGAUCCAUCCUCGCAUCACCAAGCCGAAAGAGGAGCCGCAUCCCCCCGCGCUCCUUGACUCACCCCCUCCCUUCCGCCUCCUCCUCUCCAUCCAGCGCCAUGGACGUAAAAGGCUGCCUCUGAACGGCUCCGGCGUCAAGCUCAGCGAGUCUCAAGACGGGGGCCACAAUGAGCGAAGAACCACCGGCCACUCCCAGCUGGCUGAGCCCCGGCCCCACGGCGUGGGCCAGCGGCGGCGGGGUGCCAACGGACAACGUGAGCGUCCCGGCGACGUUCCCCGCCGAGGAGUCCCUGGCGCCCCGCCAGCUGCCCCUGCUCAUCAACCCGUGGGACGUGGUCCUGUGCACGUCGGGGACUCUGAUCGCCUGCGAGAACGCUCUGGUGGUCCUGGUGAUCUGGCAGAACCCGGCGCUGCGGGCACCCAUGUUCCUGCUCAUCGGCAGUCUGGCUUUGGCGGACCUGCUGGCUGGCUUAGGCCUGGUAUUGCACUUCACCUGCGCCUACCUGCUCCAGUCGGACUCAGCCCAGCUUCUCACCGUGGGCCUGGUGGUGGCCUCCUUCUCGGCGUCCGUCUUCAGCCUGCUGGCCAUCACGAUCGACCGCUACCUGUCGCUCUACUACGCCCUAACCUACAACUCCGAGCGUACCGCCGCCUUCACGUACACCAUGCUGGUCCUCCUGUGGGGGCUCUCGCUGUGCUUGGGUCUGCUUCCCGUCACAGGGGUCAACUGUCUGGCCGAGGAGGCCACGUGCAGCGUGGUGCGCCCGCUGACCAAGAACAACAUCGCCGUGCUCUCCGUUUCCUUCCUGCUCCUGUUCGGCCUCAUGCUGCAGCUCUAUGUGCAGAUCUGCAAGAUUGUCAUGCGCCACGCCCACCAGAUCGCCCUGCAGCACCACUUCCUGACUGCCUCGCCGCAUUACGUCACCACGCGCAAGGGCGUCUCCACGUUGGCCAUCAUCCUGGGGACCUUCGCCGCCUGCUGGAUGCCCUUCACCGUCUACUCUCUCAUCGCCGACUACACGUACCCGCCGCUGUACACCUACGCCACGCUGGUCCCCGCCACCUACAACUCGGUCAUCAACCCGGUCAUCUACGCCUUCCGGAACCAAGAGAUCCAGAAGGCGCUCUGGUUGGUGUGCUGCGGAUGUAUUCCCGCCAGCGUGGCGCAGCGGGCGCGGACUCCCAGCGACGUCUGACCCGGUGAACGGAGCGUUUGGCUUUUCGGAGCGAGAGGGUGGAGGCGGGGUGCCCCUUGGUUGCUUCUCACCGAGGGAAGGACUGUGGCCCUAGGUGGGAUUUGAGGAAGGGGCGACCUUGUGUUGGUUGACACAAAUGGGUGAAUCGACCUGGGAUCUGUUUUGGGGGGCGGGUCACCUUAUGGAUUUUAACUCAUUCAGUACCAGCCAAGUCUGAAAAGACGUUUAAAAACGUCUUUGGGAGUGAAUGAGUUAAGAGGGUCCCUAGGUUGGAGCGAUCUGACUUGGGUGGGACGUUGCUUUUGUGAGCUUUGAGAGAGGGUGGCGCUCCUGUGUUGAAACCAAUUUACUGGCCAGUUUGAAGAGAGAGGAUCGCCCCUUGGCUCGCUCACCUUGGUGGGUCUUGAUCAGGGUUGGUUGACAGGAACGGGUGAACCGAUCUUGAGAAUGCGGUGCCUGUGGACUUGGGUUGUUUCACCUGGUCGGGGGUUUGCAGAGAUCGGGUCACCCCUGGGUUGGUUUGACGCAGAUGUGACAACUGACCUGGAAGAAGCAGGCGCCUCUGGUUUUGCCCACCGAGUGGAUUUCAGUGAAGGGGAGGGGGGGGGGAAGGCACCCAUGGGUUGGAGCUAACUGAUCUGACUGGAUUUUAAGACAGAAGGUUGGUCUACGAGAGGGGCGGCAGAGAGGUGGUGCCCCGAGGUUGGAACAAACAGACCUGGGUGGGUUUGGAAAGAAGGUGUCAUCCUGCGGUUGGUUCAUCAGGGAGGGGUUUGAGGAGACCUGGAUGGGUUUCGAGAAAGGGUGGCGCGCCUGGAUCACAAAGAGGGGCAGCGUGGGAGUUCAUGAUUUCUUGACAUCACGAGUUUUUAAAUUUUUUUACCUCUGUCUUCCUCACUUGAGGCAGCCAUGUUGCAUGCUGCCCACUCACCCAGUCUCUCCCUCGUGCACCCUCUCUCCGGUGCCCCGCCCUUGCCCCACUCUGCAAAAGGGCGCCCAUCACAUGCUCCCCGCAGUUUGGGCCGCCACGUGCUCGUCCUUCGGGAUUAUUGGUCGUUCUAAAGGCAGAUUAAAAAAAAACAGGCGCAUGACGACAAGCACGCAGGCCUAUUUUUUUUUUGUUAUCCCCCCCAACCCCCCCUCACAGCAGUAAGUCUGAGGCAGCAUCCAUCCCCGCCCGCCGCCUGCCCCGAACGUGCGUGGCAAGCUAAAGAGGCACGGCAAGCUAAAAAUAGACACCGGCUUCUCUUGUGGAAAUAAGGAGGCCUCGCUAUGCUUAAUGUCUUUCUCUGGAUUCUUACGUGUGAAUGUUUGACACCACCAUAACGAACCGCCCCCCCCACCCCCCCCAAAAUCUCUUCCCCACUCAUGUGAGACCCCCUAUUUGUUCUAUCACUGGGGGCUGCAGUGAGUGUAGCAUCCAUUCACACCUCUCUUUUAUUGACUUGAUUUUUUGAAUGUUGACGCAGUUUAAGGUUCCGAUACGCCUUGCAAGAGAAUUGCAUCAUUUUGUUACCGGGAUGCCAGCCAAUCAACUUCAUGGAAUGACAAAAUGAUGACUCCAUUUUAAGACGCAGAGAAUGAUCUGACCUAAUUAUGGGGCACUUAUUGAAAUAAAAAAAAAAAAAAAAAAAUCGUACAUUUUUUCAAAUAUUGGAUUCCAAAUUAUUUUUGCACAUUCCAUACAUUUUACAUAUCAUUAUAAUAUCGUAACUGCUGACCAGUGAAAAUCAUGUAUCAGCCACUUACAUGAAUUGUACAUUUUUUAACGUCAAUUUAUUUAUUUGUUUUUGUGUUUGUUUCUAUUAUUAAUUUUUCUGGUGCCAAAUGCGUUUCCGUUUAAUUCUUAAUGAAAGAGAAUAUGUUUAAAUACAUGAAAUUCAUCAUUUAUUUUGUACGUAUAU